Messenger RNA from Hibiscus syriacus, 1306 nucleotides. Its product is annotated as putative rRNA methyltransferase YlbH. Gene Ontology annotation, molecular function: methyltransferase activity. The record is from RefSeq and is a predicted model, not a curated record. Gene Ontology annotation, biological process: rRNA methylation. NCBI's taxonomy places the organism in Eukaryota, Viridiplantae, Streptophyta, Magnoliopsida, Malvales, Malvaceae. The transcript is spliced from 10 exons. The coding region runs from base 530 to 1105 and encodes 191 amino acids.
UUUCCAUUUUCCAACGCUAGGAGGAUUUAUUUUUGGAAAACCUUCCUUAUCCCCAAGGAACCAUGGUUCCUGGCUUCACUCCGUAACCAUUGAAACCGAAAACUCAAACUCCAAAAACGAAAUGGCUGUUUCUUCCUCACAAAUUCUCUCUCCUUUACACUUCAACUUCUACUCUAACACCAAUGACACCAGCAAAAAGAUCUCUUUUUUAACUGCAAAUCCUCUUACCUUUAACAUCUCCUCCAAAUCCGCCAACACCAAAAAGGGCUCCUCCAUUAUCCUCUUUUCUUACAAAUCAGGAAGUGGAUUGACAGCUGAGGACAAGUGAAUUCUGCGUGAAAGAUAUGGUUUUGAUCCCAAUGAGUACUUGUCUGGGGAAAAGAAUAAAAGGAAAAAGGAAGGGAAGAAGAAAGGAAAAGUAAACGAAAUAGUAGCAGAGGAGGAAGCAAAGCCCCCUAGAACCACUCAUAAGUUGCUUCAGGUUCUUGGUGGAGAUGCUAAAAGAAAGAAGUUGCUCUCACCUAAAGGUAUGGAUGUCAGACCAAUGAUGGAAGUUGUAAAAGGUGCCGCCUUCGAUAUACUGCAGGCAGCUGAUGGUUGUCCUGCCUCUUUACGCCUGGGUCGCUGGUUAGACCUUUACAGUGGUACAGGCUCUGUUGGUAUAGAAGCUAUCAGCAGGGGAUGUUCUGAGGUGCAUUUUGUUGAGAUGGAUCCUUGGGUUAUUUCAAAUGUUCUGCGACCAAACCUGGAAUGUACUGGGUUUCUUGAUAUCUCAGUUAUACAUCCCGUUCGUGUUGAAACUUUCUUAGAACAUGCAGACCAAUUUGUAGGUAGUAACGGACCUUUUGAUUACAUCAGUGUAACACCUCCAUACACCCAAGUUGAUUAUGGAACACUAAUGGCUCAAAUUUCCAAGUCAGCUAUUGUUGGAGAAGACACCUUUAUUGUAGUGGAAUACCCAUUUAGGACGGACAUGCUGGAUUCCUGCGGAUGCCUUGGAAAGAUCAAGGAUCGAAGAUUUGGUCGGACACAUUUAGCAAUAUAUGGACCCAAAUGGGCACAGAAGAAAAGAAAUUCCGAUAAGACUCUUCAGAAUACAGCAUAGAAAGUUUAACUACAAGUUUACUAGUCGAAGGUGGAGCAUUUUCAAUUAUCACCAAAUUCCGCAUGCUUCAAUUGUUCUGAAACCAGAUGUAUCGAGCGUUCACGAUCUAUCGCUUCAUUGGUAUCGUUAUGCUUCUUUUGCCGCUUGAUCAGUAUGAGCCCUAAUCCCAUGGUGUGUCGAGCUGAUUUUGCAUAAAUUUUU